Molecule: messenger RNA, 488 nt
Organism: Racocetra persica
Lineage: Eukaryota; Fungi; Glomeromycota; Glomeromycetes; Diversisporales; Gigasporaceae
Source: the annotation of a GenBank genome assembly
GUGGUGCUGAAGCUCAUAUGCUCGCGAUCGAAUUGGCCAAGAAUGAAAUUCCUGUAAUACUUAACCCAUCAAGACCUACCCCAAGGUUAUGGACAGCUCAACAUGUAUUGACAGGAGCUCCUAUUACAAAUAAGACGGGAAUAGAUAUACUUUAUGCAAAUAAUGUUAAGAUAGGAAUAGGUGUAGAUUUAUUUUCAUUAGGCUUUAAUUCAUAUUUAUUAGGAUUUGGUUUAGAAAGAAAUUUAGUUUGGGAUGCUGGUUGGAUAUUACAAAAUUCCAAAGAAUUGAUUUCACAAGAAGAUGCUGUUGGAUUUAUUACAUGGAACUUGGAAAAAAUUCUUGGUUUAAAUUUGAAAAAUGGGUUACUUAACGGUAAUAGUGCAAAUUUUGUAGCAUAUAAUGGAAAUCCUUUUGAUAUAAAUACUAGAGUAAAGGUUGUUGCUGGUGGUGGUAGGAGGGAUAUUCUCAUUGAUCCAGAACAAGAUUAA